Molecule: messenger RNA, 1260 nt
Organism: Aspergillus tanneri
Lineage: Eukaryota; Fungi; Ascomycota; Eurotiomycetes; Eurotiales; Aspergillaceae
Gene: NOB1
Product: rRNA-binding endoribonuclease
Exons: 2
Coding region: 1-1260 (419 amino acids)
Biological process (GO): maturation of SSU-rRNA; ribosomal small subunit biogenesis
Cellular component (GO): preribosome, small subunit precursor
Molecular function (GO): RNA endonuclease activity
Source: RefSeq, a predicted model, not a curated record
AUGGCGGACUCGACCACGCCGCCCAAGUCUGUGCACACCAUUGUGCUCGACGCCGGUCCCAUCCUCAAAAAUACCCCGCCGCUCUCCACCUUGCUCGCACAAUGCGAGGAACUCCUUAUCACCCCGUCCGUGGUCGCCGAAAUUCGUGAUCCAGAUGCCCGGGCAAGAGUGGAAACUCUCUACCUGCCGUUCUUGAAACAGCGAACCCCGACUCCAAAGAGUAUGGCGGUGCUAAGCGAAUUCUCCCGGAAGACUGGCGACAGAGCCGUGCUGAGUAGAACUGAUAUCGAGGUCCUAGCGCUGGCCUAUGAACUGGAGUGUGAGAGAAACGGGGGAGACUGGAGAUUACGGAGUGUUCCCGGUCAGAAACAGGUGAAUGGCAAGCCUCCCGCCAAGGAGGGAGAAGAGACAACGGAAAUCGAGCCUACACAGACCGACAGUAACACGGAGAGCGCAGGGGUGGACUUAGUCACGGAAAAUCUGAAGAAUACUUCGUUGGACGGUGGUAACGAGGAGACACAGCCCGACCCCUCUGCUCCGGAGGUAACGGAGCAUAAUGCUCAAGUUGAGUCCUCGGAGGAAAAACCUGAGGGUGAGGGUGAGGACGAGGCUGCUGAGUCGGAUGGUGGAGAAUGGAUCACGCCUUCGAAUUUUAAGAAGCGGCAGGCCCGCGACGAAGGACUCUCUUCGACGACGCCAGAGCCGAAGGUGAUGCAGGUCGCAACCAUGACAACGGAUUUCGCGUGUCAAAACGUCCUGCUGCAGAUGAACUUGAAUUUGCUUUCGACUACAACUCUACAAAGAAUCCGGCAUCUCAAGUCGUUCAUCAAGCGUUGCCAUGCUUGUUUCCUGACAACCAAGGAUAUGACCAAGCAAUUCUGUCCCCGUUGCGGAAAAGACACCCUCACCCGUGUCUCCUGCACCACCAAUGCCAACGGGCAAUUCACUAUGCACCUAAAAAAGAACAUGCAAUGGAACAACCGGGGCAACCGAUAUAGCGUUCCCAAGCCCGUCCAUGGAAGCGCUAAUGGAAAGUGGAAAGGAGGUGGAGGUAAAGGUGGCUGGGGGACGGAGCUUAUCCUCACAGAGGACCAGAAAGAAUACAGUCGGGCCGCCGCGGAGGAGAAGCGGAGGCUCCGUAAAGAACGAGAUCUUAUGGAUGAGGAUUAUCUUCCGGCUAUUUUGACUGGAGAACGAAACAAGCAGGGAGGCCGCAUCAAAGUGGGCGCCGGUAGGAACGUGAAUUCGAGAAAACGAUGA